GAUUUUAAACCUACCCCUAAACUUAACCACACUGCUUACUUUAUGACAAACCCAAAGCUCAGAUGAAGUAGAAAAAGCACAUUUUUGUAGCCAUAUUUUGACUUUGUGGCUGUGGAAUCUGACUUUGUGGCUUUGUUAUUUAGUGGAUCUCCUGCUCCUUCACCGAAGACAGCGACGUGACCAGCGAAGGCCGCGUUAUGACUCAGUGGCGCCCCCUGGUGUUCAGUAAAGAGAAACACCACCAGCUGCAGGACAGGAUGCCGUAUCAAACAACAGGAAACGCCCACUUUAGUUUUUGCACGUGUCAAUAAUGUUUGGUAACAAGUGUCCCCUUGAGAGGCAAUUAACGGGAAUCGUUCACCGGUGAGCAGAGUUUAGACUUUUCAAGUUUGGCAGCUGAAGUUUGACGCAGAACGUUCCUUGUCUGUUUGAGGCCUGUGUGGGAAGAUGGAGUGGCGAGAACAGACCAGUGUGACCUGUGAAGAUGCCUUCACCGAGGCUCAACGGUGGAUGGAGGAAGUGACAAACAAAUCAUUCGGGAGCAACAACUUCCGCUCUGCUCUGGAGAAUGGAGUCCUGCUCUGCCAUCUAAUCAACCAGUUGAAACCAGGCCUUGUUAAGAGAAUGAACACGCUGCCUACUCCAAUGGCUGGACUGGACAAUGUGAAUGUGUUCCUGAGAGCGUGUGGUACACUGGGUCUACACGAGGCUCAGCUGUUUCAUCCUGGAGACCUGCAAGACCUUUCCACACGCGCUAUACUCAGGUGUGUAGAGAGCAAAAGGAGGCUGAAAAACGUUCUAAUCACCAUCUACUGGCUGGGUCGGAAGGCUCAGGUGGACCCCUUCUACUCUGGCCCUCAACUCAACCUCAAAGCAUUCGAGGGACUACUGGGCAUCGCUCUGUCCAAGGCUCUAGAAGAAACACCCAGAGGCAGUGUGAAGGACUAUGACUACAGUGACGUGAGCUACCCGGAGAGGGACGAUGAGCUGCUACCUCUAACCCAGUCCCAGCCACCCGGCUACAGCAGACAGGACUCCGUAGAGAGCUUUAACUCGGUCCUGAGCUUUGACUCGGCGGAGUCACGUACCCGCAGCUGUAUCUCUGACUCCAUCCUGAGGGCCGGCAGCGAGGACUCCAGCAGUGACGUGGAGGCAGAGAGCUGUUUUAGGAUGAGGGCAGCGGCGGAGGGCAGAGACUCGGGACAGAGGAACUGGGGCAACGUACCUGCACCCCUCCAGAGGAAGAAACGGGAGGACAACCGAAUUAAGGGCUCCAUGCCCAGCCCCCUCACCAGGAGCAAGUCGUUGAAUGACAUCAGGUGGUUCCCGUCGGCCACGCAAGUGGUGCGCCAGGUUUCUGAGGGUGGCAUGGAGCUAAGCCCCAGCGCCGUGAGCCAGGACCAGCUGCAGAUGGUCAGAGUCCGGGUCCACGAGAGUGAGGCCAAGUGGCACAACGACCUGACCAAGUGGAAGCUCCGGCGUCACAGGUCUAACUGUGACCUGCGGAGGAAGAUGCAGGAGAGAGACAACAUCGUCCUGAUGACCAACGCAGGGGUCGUUACAGGCGGGACAUGCAGGAGCCUACAAGAGGACAGGGAAGAGGAAGAGGAGUCCCUAUGCAGCAGUAGCCACAACAAGGUCUCUCCCUCCACCUUGGCCAAGGAGGGUUCCCUGGAGCUCCGACCCCACACCAGAGCCCCGCUGGCCCUCAGCUCAUCCGUGGAGUCUCCCUACAGCCCCGGAGCCUCGGAACCCUUCACCACCCCCAGCCUGACCCUCCAGGCCCAGGGACCCUCAGCCGGAGCCGUGCCCCAAUCAGAGCCCCUCGUCCUAGGGGAGAGGCGUCACACACCGGUGGAGCCAGACGGAGCUGGAGGUUUAGCCACUUUCCCCAACUCUGCCUCUCCGUUCUCCUCCCAGACCCAUGCCCAGACCAUCUCUAGCCCAGCUCUCGUGAUCUCCACUGGACGAGACCAGAACAUCUCCUUGCUCUCAAACGGGAUCCCCACGACCCUCACUGGAUCUGGCUCAUGUCUUACUACCAGUUCUUCUCUAACUACCUCUGACCUGGUGAACGGUACCGGCUCAAACCUAACCAGCGUUACCAGCUCCCACAGCCCCUCUGCCUCCAUGGACAUCCCAGACCAAGCCCUCCUCUCUACUGUAGAGUCCCUGACCUCGGUGGUAGCCCCAGCCCCGGGUCAUGUCUCAGCUCCCCAGCAGCAGGCGCUCCCCCUCUACAGGUACAGCUCCAGGGCUCCAGGAGGAAGAGGGGUUUCUGCUUCUCUCCCCAGGGGAUACCGCCGGUCUGAGGGCUCUUCUUCCUGCCUCUCUGCCGGCUUCACCCCCCGGCCGUUUGGAGCCAAGUCCUGCAGAGUGUCCUCGCUACCCAGGCUCUACAACUUGGAGAACUCUCUACUGAAUGGAAACGGUUCCCUGCUCCCCAGCAAGACUGUUCCCUCACGCCCCCAGAAAAUGGUCACUAUCUCCGAGGUCGCUGUCAGGGCUCAGCCCUGGGCCACAGCCAAUCAGAGCAGUGUGAACCAGGAAGUAAAUGAGGAGGGUGGGAGUCAGACCCAGCCCUCCAUCCUGAAGGCCAGAGGUGGUCCCGGACCUACCACCCACCCCAAACCCAGCCGGAAGGGACCCUUAUCCCCUUCUCUCCUGCCCAGCCUCCCUGUCUCAGUCAGACAGAAUGGCUCUGCACAGGUACGGCCCAGUGACAGAGUGUGUCUCACCUUGAAGCUUAACAGUCGACCACACUUUGGUUUCAACACUCACUGGGACUCAACAGGAGCACGAGUUGGAGGCAUCCAACCAGGUAGUCCUGCAGAGUUGUGCCAGCUGCGUGCAGGUGAUGAGAUAGUGUCUGUUGGUGGGCACAGGGUGGCAGAGAUGACCCACAGCCAGUGGAAGGGCACCAUGACCUAUGCCCUGCAGACGGGCAGUCUCACCAUGGACGUACAGCGCCAUGGUGACAACAGUCCAACUGAUACCAGCAGAGACGCAGCGAUGGUGAAUCUGGCCCAGCUCAACGGACAAGAGGGGGUGACCUCUAUAAGCAUGAAGGGGGCUUUUCGGGACGAUCCUCUGGCUACCAGAAGUAAAGAACAUGAUCUGAUUGUGUUGAAAACCCAGAAAAGGAGAGCAGAGUUUUUUCAUCAGAAAGGAGGAUCGGCGUCUGCAAUAUCUGAUCUCCAGGUGCCGUCCCUCAGCACCUCCCCCUCCAGUUGGUCCUGGGACCCCGAGGAAGAGAGGAGGCGGCAGGAGAAGUGGCAGGAGGAGCAGGAGUGUCUCCUACAGGAGAAGUACCGGCAGGACCAGAAGAGGCUGGAUGCUGAGUGGCAGCAGGCCCAGGAGGAGGCAGGGGUGGAGGGAUACAGGCAGGCUGAGGUGACCCCUGAUCCUCUACCGUCCAGAGGCAUCGUGGGAAAUGUAGUCCCUUGUGUCAAAUCAUCCACACCGAACAUGGAGAGCUCAGGAGAGAUGACCGACGGGAUCGCUCGCCUUGCCAGUCCUCAGCCAGUCUUGAGCCAGCCCAUGCCCCCUGUUGCCCGUGUGGCAUCCAAUCAAAAGAAGGAAGACGUUUUCGACGGGGGAAGAAGGGAGGAGCCUCAUCCUCAAGAAGGGAGGAGCCUGGAAGAAGAGACGGAUGGCCUGGCAGAAGGAGAUAACUGGUCUGGGGACUGCUAUGGUUUCACCCAGCUAUCUAUAGCUGACAGGAUGAAAUCCAAGUCCUUCCCGUCGUUGGAGGGUUUCCACAGACAGGAGGUGAAAGGCGGUACCGGGGAGGUCGCUAGGAGGAAGCCUGGUCAGAGCAUGUCGGUAGUAGAGGCUGAGAGGCAACAGAUCCUGGAGGAGAUGAGGAAGAGGACGGCUCUGCUGAUCGACAACAGCUGGAUACGACAACGCUCCACCUCUGACAACAAACAACCAACUAACCGGCGAGGGCCAAUGAGGAGGUACGACUCUCUGGACAACCUUCCCUCCUCUUCCUCCCUGCUCUCUAACCCCCAACGCCCCCACUCCUCCCUGGGUUUCUCCGCCCCGUACCACCCCCCCUCCUCCCGGCACAGCAUGGGUGGGGCCCUGGGGGGUUACUCCAACGGGACCCAGAAACACAGCCCUACCUGGCCCCGCCCCUUCAGCACGUCUUCCACCCCACCCAACACCGGAGAGGAACCCGCCACCGGCCAAUCACGACCCGUCUCACAGCAGCACGACCGAGUGCUGACUUCUCGUCAGGUGUGUUCAGUGUGUGUGUGUCCUAUGGGCAGAGGGGCUGCCAUGGUCAUUGAGACCCUGAACCUCUGCUUCCACCUGGCCUGUUUCCAGUGUGUGGACUGCAGGUGCCGACUUGGAGGGUCGGAGGUCAGAGCCCAGAUCAGAAUCAGUAACGGGAAGCCUUACUGUGACACCUGCUAUAUCCGACUCAAGUCCCACCUCGCCACCUCCCUGUGACCAGAAUGCAUUGCAGCAGAUUGAGGAAGAGACGACGACAACAACACCCUCGAACACGACGGUGGACAUCUUGACUAUGACCUCGUGUUGACCGUAUUUAGAGCUGGUUGACCUUUUUAGGGAACAAUGCACCGAUUUAUACUAUUGGCUGUGACUCAAAUGGCUUCCUAUUGGCUGUGACUCAAAUGGCUUUCUAUUCCCUACAUAGUGCACUACGACCCAUAGGCCUCUGGUCUAAAGUAGUGCACUAUAUAGGGAAUAGGGUUCUAUAGGCCUCUGGUCUAAAGUAGUGCACUAUAUAGGGAAUAGGGUUCUAAAGGGCCCUGGUCUAAAGUAGUGCACUAUAUAGGGAAUAGGGUUCUAUAGGGUUCUAUAGGGCCCUGGUCUAAAGUAGUGCACUAUAUAGGGAAUAGGGUGCCGUUUGGGACACACCCUGUGUCUCUAAGAUUCAGUUUUGGUGUUCUUCCUCGUUAAUUAACUACUGUACUUGUCCACACGCCCUGUGUCUCUAAGAUUCAGUUUUGGUGUAAUCCUCGUUAAUUAACUACUGUACUUGUCCACACGCCCUGUGUCUCUAAGAUUCAGUUUUGGUGUUCUUCCUCGUUAAUUAACUACUGUACUUGUCCCGUAGCUUUUAAUAUGCAAUCGCUGGCUAUCCACAAGAAUAACUGGAGACGUGUAGUUAAGAGCUAUAGGGAGUUUUAAAUCACAAUUGUACUUUUGGGAUUUGUUUUUCUUGUUGACGAAGUAAAUUGAUAAAUGAGCCUCUAUUAAAUGAAUCUAAUAAAUGUGAGUAUUGUAUUUGA
This is a messenger RNA of Salvelinus fontinalis (brook trout), 5267 nucleotides long. Its product is annotated as LIM domain only protein 7-like. The transcript has 28 exons. The record is from RefSeq and is a predicted model, not a curated record. Bases 448 to 4461 code for a protein of 1337 amino acids. Gene Ontology annotation, molecular function: protein binding. Gene Ontology annotation, biological process: regulation of cell adhesion; regulation of signaling. Lineage: Eukaryota; Metazoa; Chordata; Actinopteri; Salmoniformes; Salmonidae.